This is a messenger RNA of Biomphalaria glabrata, 2757 nucleotides long. RefSeq lists its product as uncharacterized. The transcript is spliced from 8 exons. Lineage: Eukaryota; Metazoa; Mollusca; Gastropoda; Planorbidae. The coding region runs from base 1267 to 2757 and encodes 496 amino acids. The record is from RefSeq and is a predicted model, not a curated record.
UUUUAAAUAAAAUGUUUACUUUUGUUUGACAAGCUAUAAAAUUCAUUUAGUAUCGAAUAUAAUUUAAAACAACAAUCACUAAGCAGUGUUUCUAUUUUUACAAGCCAAGUGCAUUUAACUAAACGGAAAAGUUUCUUCCUUGAGACUUUGAAUGAGAGAUUGGUUCUUUGCAAAAAAAAAUAAUUAAUUAAUUAGAUCACCUAUAAAUAACAUCGCUUAGACCAUGUUCACAUUUAACUAUAUCUUCAUAACCAUUAGUUCAUUGGAUUACAUAUGAAUAUUAACAGUGUAAUAAUAAUUUUAAUAGACCGCCGGCGGACAAAGGUUAUACUUGCCCUGGAUGUGGCACAGCUCGGACCUCGUAGCCACGGGAAAUGCUACCAUCCUCAUUAAUCUUCGGACUCGAACACUAGCCUUAUUGUUGUGGUAACAUGUCGUCAGUGCGACUAACCAAACACUAGUUUCUAGUAUUUUAAGUGAACCAUAUUUCUUUAUUAACAAAACUGGUAUAACUAAAUAAUCUGUUUAACUCUAUUAUGUUGAUUUUUAUGCUUAAACAGAUGUUGUCAGGGAUCUUGACCCCCGGCUGUACGUGGCAGCUUUACCCAGGCUGUCCAGAGCAGGAACUCAACAAGGGCUACUUCAAAUGACUUCUAACUUUAAUGACCGUGUCGUUGUCUGGUUCAAGGUCAGCUUCAACGUGAGCUCUGCGCAUAUAACAAAGCUCCCUCUGGCACCAAGAACAGCUGUCAACCUGUAUUUUAAUGAAAGCGGUUUAGGGCACUCUUCAAGUAAUGUUUCAAUGUCGAGAGGAUAUCAUACAUAAAUCUUUAUAGAAAAAAUGUGGGUAUUAAAAUACAAUUUAGGUUACACUUACACAAAUAUAUGACUAGACCAAGGAGCACAGAGGCGACCUCCUACGACAUACGGCCACGCACAUGUUGUGGUCACCUCGAUGACAGAAACUAAGUAUGUGUAUAUAAUGAGUGUUUGAAGAUCGGAGGUUUGUAGGCUAUGUCGCAUUUUCGCUCAAUCUUUUGGGGGUGGUUCAGCAAUAACCAUAAUAUUUGGUAUAGUAGUAAUACUGAGGUGGGCAGUUGAAUUAUCUUUUGUUGGGACCAAUAUUAUUAUCUUAUUAUAUCUCUUCUUAUCUUAUCUUACCUUAUCUAAUUUGUUAACAUAAAGAUUUAUCUAUUUUUUCCAGGCGUCUAUUCCCAGUAUAUUGAGAUCAACUCUAGCCAGCCAGUGACCAUUAUUCUGUAUAUAAUGGACCAAACAGCAAUGAGUUCCACCUUGCUGUACCCUUCCUUCAUGUAUUCGUCAACGCGUCCAACGUCACAUAACUUUCCAUCCACGAAAGAUAAAUCAACAUCUCUAACAAUCACAUCAAUGUCCACUGGAAUAAAUAACAUUACAGUGAUUCUCAACGUCCAAGAACAGUCAAGUCUAGUCUCUCUUGGCACUAGUCCCAUAAUGUUUGGCAGUGUUGACACUAUAACAGCAAGCCUAGAGUCAUUGCACCAGUCCUUGAAUAUAAACCAACGAUCAAAUCUCAAUGGAACCUAUCUGUAUGCUACAACACCUGCUCUGGUGACUCUGGGAACACUAGGGUCUAGGACUGACCAGAUGGACAUAGACUCCACACUAGACAUAAUCCUUCCGUUGGCAUCUAUUGGUGAGGACUACUUUCUAUUUCCUACAGACAUAGACCCUGCUAGCACAGAGACUAUCAUUCAAUGUCAGGCAGUCUUUGAUUGGACCUACGUCAUUAUACCUAUUGUUGAGCCCAUCUCUUUCCUGCUACCCUCUACUGGUGACAUCCACCAACAAUCCUUGAACAACAGACACUUUUAUCGUAUUUAUGGCAAUGCAAGUUUUUAUGUCUAUCAGAUUUCCACAAGACUUUCAGGUGGCCACCUAGACACGUGUAUGACUUCGUUGUUACCAUCAAGUCUCUGGAGAGAUGAAUAUGAUAUUGCCAAAGUUCCUGAUGCCUAUGCAGUCAAUAUUUAUAUUAUAGCUGAGGCCACUUUACCUUUAGAUCUAGUGACCAAUGAUACGUCAUUAGAGUGGACAUGUCAAAGUAUUCCCGGAAGUAACUACUCCGGAUGUUCCACCAGACUUCCCAGUGAAGUCACUUACCUACAUCUACAGCUCAAAGAUAAGAAAGUCAUGUUUGGAGCGUACCUUUUAGGUCAAGGUGACACUUCAGUGUUCUGUCAUUCUGUGGGUGUUUCAGACAUCGCCAUCUCUUCUAACGAUUUAAAUUUCCCACACGAGAUCUACUUACAAAGACUUCGAAAUCGUCAUAAAGAUUCAUGCGACAAUACACUGACCACAGAACAAACUGUCACAUCUACUGAGGUCACGAACCAGGAUACAUCUCAUCAUAAUUCAAGCAUAUCUCAAGAUGUCACCACUAUCGUACCAGAAUCUUUCACAGAGGUCACUGCAGAUCCAACUUCAUCGUCGUCGUCUUCAAGUGUAACAACUUCCCCAGCCAAGAACACGCUGGCUACAUCAACGCCAGACAUCCACGAGAAAACGGAAGCCAUUGUUUCUUUUCUGAAAGAGGACUAUCAAGGACUUUCAUCCUAUAAGCGAGCUCGGAUCUCAGUUCCUGAUACAAGAAUUUCUUCACAAGUGAUUGGAGCAACUGGAAUCGCUUUUUUGACAUGUGCUUUAGUAUUACUGUCCUAUUCAGAUAUUAUUUCCCUCAUACGCUUUAUAAUACUUUUGAUAAAGAAAGAAAAGUAA